Hydractinia symbiolongicarpus is the source of this 2789-nucleotide messenger RNA. RefSeq lists its product as uncharacterized. Bases 1 to 1554 code for a protein of 517 amino acids. Lineage: Eukaryota; Metazoa; Cnidaria; Hydrozoa; Anthoathecata; Hydractiniidae. The transcript has 5 exons. The record is from RefSeq and is a predicted model, not a curated record. Gene Ontology annotation, biological process: signal transduction.
AUGAGCAAUCCUAUGCGUAUCUCUGACGAUACUAUAACGAUCCUGAGUCAAGUUUACCAAAAGCUUUUUUUGCAACUCGAUGACAAAAAGCUAGAGACACUUCGGACAAACUUCUACAAAAUAAAUGUGCUAUGUGCUUUUAGCAACCUCGUCCCCAGGGCAUAUUGUAUCUCUUCUGACAUCAGGACGGCGAUAAAAGAGAUACUGGAACAGUUGGGAUUAUGUUCGCUAUACAAACUUUGUGACUUAAUGCAGGCAGAAACAAAAGGAGUAUUAUUUGAUGUAUUUGUGUCCUAUGCAAAACGAGACAAAUCAUGGGUAAAAAAACUUGUGCAAAAGUUGGAAGAUAAUGGCUUUUCAGUUUGUUGGGAUGUUCGUGAUUUUGAUCCAAGUUUAACAAGGAGUGAAAAUCGAGAAAUAAAUGUUAAACACUCUUCAGUGUGUAUUCUGAUAUUUUCUCAGAAUUAUUUAGUUAACAGAUCUGAAUGGCUGUAUUAUCUGCCAUAUUUGAAAUUCAAAAACAAAACAACAGUGAAAGAUUUGUUAGAAUCAAAGGAGAUAUUAUGCAUUUUAAUUGAUGAUUGUGAUAUUCCAGAUGAAUUUUCAGAACAGGUGAUGUUAGAUUGGACAGUAACAGAAAUUAGACAGCAUUUUUGGAGAAAGAUUUUUAAGUUUGUGAAGGCUGUUAAAAAAAGGUUGUCUGUCAAAAAGGCAUUAAUCACAGUCAAUGAAGUGGUACCUUCCCUAGAACUUAAAAAACCUGAUAAAGAUGCACUGGAAUUGUCUCCAAUUGUCAAUGCACAUGAUUACGAAAAGGAGCCAGAAAGUGAACAGAAUGAUAACACCUCAAUUUUUGACAGUCAUACUACAACAGACUUGGGUUAUUUAGAAAGUGAUGAGGCUAUGAAUGUUACAGAUACUGAAGAAGUCAAUGAUGAAUUAAAUUUUGCUGAGAAUACAAUCAAACAAUCACCUGAAUCUUUAAUUGAUGGUGCUGAAUCAAUGCAAUCUGUUAUUAAAUCACCAAAUUAUACUAUGUAUGAUAAUGUUUAUCCACAUUUGAUCUCCAACAGCUUUACUGCUGAAGAUGAAGAUUUGACGAAAGAAGAUAUAAAUAAUUUAACAUUGAAAAUGGAAGAUAUUGAAACAAUAAUGCUUGUAAAUAAACAAAAAGUGCAGGAAAAGUUCAAGUAUAAAAAGAAAUCCAAUCUCGUUUCCUUUCAUUCCCAAUAUGAACAAAUUAAAUUGUUGGAUGCACUUCAAAAUUUAUAUGAACGCCUUUGCAACAAAGUUUCAAUGUGUCAAAAUGUUUUACGUAAGAACUGCUAUAAACGUUUGAUAAGUCGUUACAAUACUUGCAUUAUAAAUGCGCUGAAUGGAAAAAAAGAUAUUGCAAUGUUGAGUGAUUUACCACUGUUAGCUGAUUUUGUGGAUGUUUCAGAUCUUCAUGGUGUUCAGUGCUGUUGUUGUGAUACGCUGUUUCAUUCUCAACGUGCUUUAGAUAUCCAUCUGGAAGAAUGUGUAAAAUCACAUUGGAUAGCAUUGACGAGGUAGAUUUUAGCUUUGACCAGAAGUCUUUUUUUGCUUUUGUGGCAGUUUUUACUUCAUCUUUUACUAUAUUUUUAUAUUUUCUAUGCAUUUUAUACUUUUAAGUACUCAUGGGAAACAAACGUUUAAAAAAUUAAAAGACAACAAAUCUAUUUACUGGUAUAUAUGUUUUUGUUUUGUUAUUUUGUUAAAAAAUGAAUGAUUUAACUUGUUUAAUCUUGCUGACAAAAAAUGAUCAGUUUUUAACCAUCUAUAAAAAAUGAAGACCUCAAAGUUGUAGGUGACUUGAGCUGUUUUCUCACUGAAUAGACAAUUAGGUAGUUUGGUGCUAGAAAUUAAUGAUUUCGUGUCUGUCAGCUCGUCAUAUAGACAGUCCAUCGCUUUUUACAACGUACAUGUUGUUUGCUCCAAUCAGUCAUUUAUUUAUUUGUUUUAUUAAGAUUUCGCUUGGAUCAAUGGUGUAAUUUAAUUAUUUUUAUGAAUAAUUUUUAUAUAGAUUUUUAUUUGGUUUUCUGCUGGUAUGUGAUAAUCUUUAGCAGUUAUACACCAUAAACGAACGAAUAAAAACCCUAUGUGCAACUUAUGGCAAAGUUGUGAUGUUUAUAAAGGACCACUUUUACCUUGAGUGUAUAAAUUUCCGCCGAUUUUAACUCUGUUUGAUUAAACCCGUGAAAUCUAAUUCUUCAGUACAAACAACUAAAUAUAAUUUGCUUUUAUGUAGAUAAUUUUAAUUUUAACAAAAAAGAUUUUUAAAUUCAUUUUUAUUAUUAAAUACGCAAAUUUUUACAUGUGAUUUUUAUAAUUACUAACUUCCAAUUUUGCUAAUGAGUUCCGGCGUUUUGGUUUUUCGCUCAAUAUCAACCUUUUAAAAGCAUGCAGUUGUGUUUAACGACAACGCAAAUUGUGGUAUUGUGCACGAUAAACCUUUAAUAUACCUUAUUUAACUACCCAGCUACAACAUUUUUUUGUCCCCCUUCCUGUAAGACAGGUCUAACAAAGUUCUUAAAUUUGACUGAUUCUAAACUCAAAUAUUUUUAGAAACUUGAUUCUUUAAAGAAAUGUGUAUUGUAAAUAUAUUAUAUAUAUUUUUUAUUUUGUGAACAAAAAAAUAUGUCUACAUUAAAAAAGUAUAAUAGCAAAGAUAAUAUAGAAAAUAUAUAUUAUAAUCAGAUCUAGAACAUCAAUUGUGAAAAAAGCGAUUUCCAACCAUGUUUGAAUAUUAAAGUUAUUUUUGUAGCUUA